AUGUUCACUACUACUACUACUACUACUACUACUACUACUACUACUACUACUACUACUACUACUACUACUACUACUACUACUACUACUACUACUACUACUACUACUACUACUACUACUACUACUACUACUACUACUACUACUACUACUACUACUACUACUACUACUACUACUACUACUACUACUACUACUACUACUACUACUACUACUACUACUACUACUACUACUACUACUACUACUACUACUACUACUACUACUACUACUACUACUACUACUACUACUACUACUACUACUACUACUACUACUACUACUACUACUACUACUACUACUACUACUACUACUACUACUACUACUACUACUACUACUACUACUACUACUACUACUACUACUACUACUACUACUACUACUACUACUACUACUACUACUACUACUACUACUACUACUACUACUACUACUACUACUACUACUACUACUACUACUACUACUACUACUACUACUACUACUACUACUACUACUACUACUACUACUACUACUACUACUACUACUACUACUACUACUACUACUACUACUACUACUACUACUACUACUACUACUACUACUACUACUACUACUACUACUACUACUACUACUACUACUACUACUACUACUACUACUACUACUACUACUACUACUACUACUACUACUACUACUACUACUACUACUACUACUACUACUACUACUACUACUACUACUACUACUACUACUACUACUACUACUACUACUACUACUACUACUACUACUACUACUACUACUACUACUACUACUACUACUACUACUACUACUACUACUACUACUACUACUACUACUACUACUACUACUACUACUACUACUACUACUACUACUACUACUACUACUACUACUACUACUACUACUACUACUACUACUACUACUACUACUACUACUACUACUACUACUACUACUACUACUACUACUACUACUACUACUACUACUACUACUACUACUACUACUACUACUACUACUACUACUACUACUACUACUACUACUACUACUACUACUACUACUACUACUACUACUACUACUACUACUACUACUACUACUACUACUACUACUACUACUACUACUACUACUACUACUACUACUACUACUACUACUUCUGCUACCCUUAUUUUUAUCCAUACUACUCCUUAUUUAUGUAAACGUUUCAUUGAUUUGUUUUUACAUCAUAUGAUUUAG
Messenger RNA from Schistosoma margrebowiei, 1230 nucleotides. NCBI's taxonomy places the organism in Eukaryota, Metazoa, Platyhelminthes, Trematoda, Strigeidida, Schistosomatidae. The record is from the annotation of a GenBank genome assembly.